GGCUGUCCCGGUGGUCCCGGCGGUCCCGGUGGUCCCGCCGCGGGCAGCAGUGGCCGCAUCCCGGCUCCAAACCUGCCCAUCCUGCCCCGCCGCGGGCCGCGAGGAACCGCCCGUCCCGCCCGGCGGCAGGCCCCGGUGCAGCCGCGCCGUCCCGGGGAGCCCCCUCCCAGGAGCGGCUCUGAGCAUCCCCCCGAGCCCGACCCCGCACCCCGGGCCGGUCCCGAGCCCCGGCGGCUUCGCAGGGUCCCCGCGGGGCUCAGCCCACCGGGCCGGGCCGCAGCGCCGCCGCCGCCGCCGCGCUUCCGGGGCGGGCGAGGGGCUUCCUGCGGGGCGGCCGCGGUCCCGGGACUGCUCCCGGUGCUGCUCCCGGGCCUCCUCCCGGCCCGGCCCGACUCGCCGCCGGGAUGAUCAACGCCAUCCUGGUGUUCAACAACCACGGGAAGCCGCGGCUCGUCCGCUUCUACCAACACCUGGCGGAGGAGGCCCAGCAGCAGAUCAUCCGCGACACCUUCCACCUGGUGCUGAAGCGGGAUGACCACAUCUGCAACUUCCUCGAGUGCGGCAGCCUGUUCGGCGGCUCGGACUACAAACUGAUCUACCGGCACUAUGCCACGCUGUACUUUGUUUUCUGCGUGGACUCCUCGGAGAGCGAGCUGGGCAUCCUGGACCUCAUCCAGGUGUUUGUGGAGACACUGGACAAAUGCUUUGAGAACGUCUGUGAGCUGGACCUCAUCUUCCACAUGGACAAGGUUCACCACAUCCUGCAGGAGAUGGUGAUCGGUGGGAUGGUGCUGGAGACCAACAUGAAUGAGAUCGUGGCACAGGUGGAGGCCCAGGGCAAGCUGGAGAAGGCGGAGGGAGGCCUCUCGGCCGCUCCUUCCCGCGCUGUGUCAGCCGUGAAGAACAUCAACCUGCCCGAGAUCCCCCGCAACAUCAACAUCGGGGACAUCAACAUCAAAGUGCCCAACCUGUCCCAGUUCAUGUGAGCGGCCCAUGGCAGGGGCCAAGCAGAGCUGGGGUCCCCGGCUCCUCUCAAGGACUGCCUGUGUGGUACCCAGGGGCCAGUGUUGCCAGGAUGCCUGGGCUGACCGAGGGCAGGGAGCAGUGGCAGGGCUCAGAGAAUGGGAUGGAGGGUGUCUCACCCUGGACCUGGGCUCAGUUCUGCUCUCUGGUCCCUCAAGAAGGCGAGUGCCCUUCCUUCCCCUCCCUCCCCAUGGAAGUGCAACCUCUCCUCGAUGUGGGGAAGAGCCGGUUCCUGCCUCUCCCAGGAUUCUUGGGAUUCCCAGUGGUAAAUGCAUGCCUGUAGUGACAGCUUCAUCAGGAGCUGCAGGUUGUCUCCUCCAUCCUCCUGGCCAUGGCUGUCCCCUGCCCUGGUCCUGCUCACUGGGGUGGACCCCAGCUGGGUGGGGGUCACUCCUGGGAGCUGCUGCAAACCCUGGGCACAGUGCGGGGGGGACCUGCGGGAGUGGGGACAUGGCAGCGAGAGGGAUGGGAGCUGAGUGAGCUGGGGGAUGAGCAGGUGGCAGCUCACAGGGUCAGGCCAGGCUGGGGCUGCUUGAGUGUGUUCCUGUGUCCCAAUAAACUGCCCUUGAACCCG
Pseudopipra pipra is the source of this 1597-nucleotide messenger RNA. It is a transcript of the gene AP3S2, whose product is annotated as adaptor related protein complex 3 subunit sigma 2. Lineage: Eukaryota; Metazoa; Chordata; Aves; Passeriformes; Pipridae. Gene Ontology annotation, cellular component: AP-3 adaptor complex; intracellular membrane-bounded organelle; membrane coat. The record is from RefSeq and is a predicted model, not a curated record. The transcript has 6 exons. The coding region runs from base 405 to 986 and encodes 193 amino acids. Gene Ontology annotation, biological process: Golgi to vacuole transport; intracellular protein transport.